This is a messenger RNA of Cordyceps fumosorosea ARSEF 2679, 972 nucleotides long. Its product is annotated as Hly-III-related protein. Lineage: Eukaryota; Fungi; Ascomycota; Sordariomycetes; Hypocreales; Cordycipitaceae. The record is from RefSeq and is a predicted model, not a curated record. Gene Ontology annotation, cellular component: membrane. Gene Ontology annotation, molecular function: signaling receptor activity. The coding region runs from base 1 to 972 and encodes 323 amino acids. The transcript has 5 exons.
AUGUCCCUGCGAAAAGCUACCCCAACAUCGAGGUCAACCAUCGAGGUGCGAUCGGUCGACACCCCGCUGCUGGCCACGGCUGGCGACGAGAAAGCGGGCCGCGCGACGUGGUUCAAGACGCCAAGGCUGCUCUUCUUUCACGAGAUUCCGUCGUGGCAGCAAGACAAUGAGCACAUCCUGUCAGGAUACAGGCCGACGUCUGGUUCUGCUUGGGCAUCAUUCACGUCUCUGCUCUAUCUGAAUAACCAAACCGUCAACACCUAUUCGCACCUCAUCGGAGCCCUAUUGUUUCUGAUGCUCCCGUUUUACUUUUACAACGACAUUUUCUUGCAACAGGACAAUAGGCAGCGGGCAGAUGUGCUGGUCGUUUCGACAUACUGCGUAGGCGUCGCCGUCUGCUUCGUCUUUUCUACCAUCUUUCACACGUUGUGGAAUCACAGUCACGAUGUUUCUCGCUACUGCAACAAGCUCGAUUAUCUAGGUAUCCUCGUUCUCAUGUGGGGAGCCGGCAUUCCCACCAUCUACUACGGUUUUAUGUGCAAUCAUAACCUCAGGCUUGUAUACUGGACAAUGAGUACCAGUACGGCCCUCUGCUGCACCAUUGUCACGCUCACACCCCGCUUCGUCACCCCCGAAUUCCGCAAAUGGCGCGCAGGUUUCUACGCCGGCUUCGGCCUGAGCUCCGUCAUUUUCGUCGUCCACGGCCUGCUCCUCUACGGGUGGAAGGUACAAAAAUCGCGAAUGUCGCUGGUGUGGAUGGGAUGGAUGGCUACGGCCAACCUCGUCGGCGCGGCCAUCUACGCUGCCCGAAUUCCGGAGCGCUGGGUUCCGUAUACAUUUGACACGUUUGGGGCCAGUCAUCAGAUACUGCAUGUUGCUGUCAUGGUCGCGGCUUGGAUUCAUUUCCGAGGCCUUGUGGAGGCAUUUCACAUAAUCCGCUCACAGGCCAGUAUCUGCGGCAUAGGAUCAUGA